Cyphellophora attinorum is the source of this 987-nucleotide messenger RNA. RefSeq names its product 40S ribosomal protein S27. Bases 1 to 987 code for a protein of 328 amino acids. The transcript has 4 exons. The record is from RefSeq and is a predicted model, not a curated record. Gene Ontology annotation, cellular component: cytosolic small ribosomal subunit; ribosome. Gene Ontology annotation, biological process: ribosomal small subunit assembly; translation. Gene Ontology annotation, molecular function: RNA binding; structural constituent of ribosome. Lineage: Eukaryota; Fungi; Ascomycota; Eurotiomycetes; Chaetothyriales; Cyphellophoraceae.
AUGGCUUCUCCCAAACCCGUGAAGAUUCUGAUGCUACAUGGCUACACGCAGAACGGAUCACUCUUCCGCGCGAAGACACGCGUGCUUGAGAAACGCUUACAGAAAGCACUCCCGUCAGUCAGUCUCACAUACCCGACAGGGCAGAUACAACUGAAGCCAAGUGAUGUGCCUGGGUUUGACGGCAACCCUACGGAGUCUACAGAGGCUUACGGGUGGUGGAGGAGACGAGAUGAUUCGGACCCGCCAGAGUACGCGGAAGGACCUUUCGACGGAGUCAUUGGAUUCUCGCAAGGAGCAUGCUUUGCUGCCGUUGUCGCAUCAUUACUGGACGGUGAUACGAGACGGAAAGCAUUUGAGGAGGCACGAUCGCGAUCAAAGCAUGCCAUCGCUUAUCCAAAAUCAUUUGAAGAUCUCGAUCAUCCCCCUCUGAAGUUCGGCAUCGUCUACUCGGGCUUCAUACCCCCAGGCGAGCGCUAUGAGGCUCUCUACAACCCUCCAAUUCACACGCCUCUUUGCCACUUCAUCGGAAGUCUCGACAGUGUUGUGGAGGAAGCACGCACACAAAAGCUAGUGGACGCUGCUGGUGGAAACGACAAGACUCAAGUUAUCGUUCAUCCAGGUGGACACUUCGUGCCAACAAGCAAGCAAUACCUGGACAUCGCAGCAGGAUUCGUGGAGCAAGCAAUGAGGCCUAAGCCAGAGGUCAACGGCAACAAGGAAGAAAGCGCCGAAGACAUGGAUGUUCUCGCCGUCGAUCUUCUCAACCCUACACCCCAGGCGGAGGCCCGCAAGCACAAGCUCAAGACCCUGGUGCCCGCUCCUCGGUCAUUCUUCAUGGACGUCAAGUGCCCAGGUUGCUUCACAAUUACCACCGUCUACUCGCACGCACAGACUGUCGUUGUAUGCGCUGGCUGCAGCACGGUGCUGUGCCAGCCCACCGGUGGCAAGGCCCGCUUGACCGAGGGCUGCUCAUUCCGAAGAAAGUAG